GUUAACAGAAUUUGCAGAGAAGGACAAAAACCGGACCCAGACUCCUCAGGACGGAUGCAGGAAAAGUGUCGGCACCUUGUUGAGGGUGUUGAUACCUUGCAGCUCGUGCUGCACAUCUUUCCGUUCAUGCUCGACCUUUGCACCUCGUGUUUAAGUUCUGCACUUCGUGCUUGGCCUUUGCAGCUCGUGGCUGAACUCGGCACUUUGCAGCUCGUGGUUGAGCUCGGCAACUCAUGUUUGAGCUCUGCACUUCGUGCUCGAUCCUUGAAGCUCGUGGCUGACCUCGACUAUAUGUGUUUGAACUCUGCAGCUUGUGCUCAAGUUUCACUUCGUACUCGACCUUGGCAGCAACAAAUGUUUGAGCUCUGCAACUCGUGCUCAAGUUCUGCACUUCGUGCUGGACCUCUGCAGCUCGUGGCUGACCUCAACAACGAGUGUUUGAGUUCUGCACUUCGUGCUGGACCUCUGCAGCUCGUGGCUGACCUCGACAGCAAGUGUUUGAGCUCUGCAACUCCUGGUGCUCGUGUUCUGCACCUCGUGGUUGACUUCGGCAGCUUGUGUUUGAGCUUGUCAGCGCGCAGCUCAUGCUCCAGCAGGGACUUUGCAGCUCGUUAUUGUCGAACUCCCAGGGGGCUACUUGGGGCAGCGUGGAGAUGCUCUCUUCCUUCCGCGGAUGGGGAACAGGAGGCUGUUGCAGAUGUGCAUGGUGUGUUCAUGGGUAAAUUCUUCGCACCUCCAAAUGGUUCGGUGAUGCGACGUGGGCGGUUGAAUGCCUCUGCUCUCAACUGAGCAUGAGAUGAGACUGUUGGCUUCUCAGAGUAGCAUGUGUUUUCCCGGUAGUGGUUUAACUGUCAUCCUGAAGGGUGGUGUCCAGUCCCUCCAGAGCUUCCAUCUUUAACACUACCAUCAGCUUUUUUUGUCAUUGGAACCAUAGAUUUUUGCUCCCUAGCAGCUGAUUGGAGGGAUUUAAUUUGCUACUGGCAAGCUGCCUAGUCAGGGACUUAUCCCUUGGAUUCUGCAAGAACAAAUUCAAAAGAGAGGAAGAUUCCAAUUUGCUUUACAGCAAAAGAAAAUAAAACAACAUAAAAAACAAAGUAAAAUAAUGAAAAUGUUAAGAUUUG
This is a messenger RNA of Rubroshorea leprosula, 1121 nucleotides long. The record is from the annotation of a GenBank genome assembly. Lineage: Eukaryota; Viridiplantae; Streptophyta; Magnoliopsida; Malvales; Dipterocarpaceae.